Sphaerulina musiva SO2202 is the source of this 822-nucleotide messenger RNA. Its product is annotated as NAD(P)-binding protein. NCBI's taxonomy places the organism in Eukaryota, Fungi, Ascomycota, Dothideomycetes, Mycosphaerellales, Mycosphaerellaceae. Gene Ontology annotation, molecular function: oxidoreductase activity, acting on NAD(P)H, oxygen as acceptor. Bases 1 to 822 code for a protein of 273 amino acids. The transcript has 3 exons. Gene Ontology annotation, cellular component: intracellular anatomical structure. The record is from RefSeq and is a predicted model, not a curated record.
AUGACCCUCGAAGAAACCAACUCCACUCCCCGCCUCCCCAAACCCUUCCCCAACAUCCCCGACAACGUCCUCCAACAAUUCUCCAUGAGCAACAAAGUCACCGCCAUCACAGGCGCAUCCGCCGGAAUUGGCUGGGCAGUCGCAGAAGCCAUUGCCGAAGCCGGCGGCCAUGUAGCACUCUUAUACAAUUCCAACUCCGAAGCAAUCGCCAAAGGUCUCAAACUCGCCGAGUUGCAUAAUGUGCAAGUUAAAGCCUAUCAAUUGGAAGUAUCGGAUCCGAAAAGGGUGGAGGAGACGAUAAAUCGGAUUGUAAGGGAUUUUGGACGAUUGGAUGUUUUUGUGGCGAAUGCUGGAAUGGCGAUUUCGAAACCUUUGAUUGAGACUUCGGUGGAGGAGUAUCGGAGGCAGAUGGAGGUUAAUACCGAUGGUGUCGUUUAUCAAGCCAAAUACGCCGGUCACGUUUUCAAGAAACAAGGCUUUGGCAAUCUCAUCAUCACUGCCAGUAUCUCUGCUCAUAUCGUCAAUGUGCCUAUCGAUCAACCCAUCUACAACGCCACCAAAGCCGCCGUGCGGCACCUCGGCCGGUCUCUCGCACGCGAAUGGCGAGAUUUCGCUCGCGUCAACAUCGUCUCUCCGGGGUUCUUCGACACGAAAAUGGGCGCGGCAGCUGCUGUGCAGAGUGAAGCGUAUCGGAUGACACCGUUGGGGAGACAGGGACAUGUACGAGAGAUUAAAGGAUUGUUUUUGUAUUUGGCUUCGGAUGCGAGUUCGUUUCAGACGGGGAGUGAUACGAUUAUUGAUGGGGGGUAUACUUUGCCUUGA